CUACCGCAGCGCGCCAUGCGGGCGGGGGCGUGGCCCCGAUGGCCACGCCCCCCUCCCUCCCAGGCCCCGCCCCUUCUCCCGGUACGCGGCGGCGGCGGCGGCAGCGGCAUGGCCGUGUGGACCCGGGCGUGCAAAACAGGGCUGUUAGAGCUGCUGCUCCGGGAGCGCUGGGUGCGGGUGGCGGCGGAGUUGAGCGGCGAAGCGCUGAGCCUGACGGCGGAACCGGGAGGAGGAGGUGGAGGAGGAGGUGGCGGCGGCGAAGCGGCGGCGGUGAACGGCGUGGUGAACGGCAACGCGGAGGCGGCGCCCGGUUGCGUGCGGAGAGUGCGGGUGGUGAAGGCGGAGGCGGGAGGGCUCGGUAUAAGCAUCAAGGGAGGUCGGGAGAACCGUAUGCCGGUGCUCAUCUCGCGUAUCUUCCCGGGGCUGGCGGCGGAACGGAGCGGGGCGCUCCGGUUGGGCGACGCCAUCCUUGCCGUUAACGGCGUCGAUCUCCGGGAUGCCACCCACGAUCAAGCCGUCCAGGCGCUGAAGCGAGCCGGGAAGGAGGUCAUCCUCGAAGUGAAGUUCAUGCGGGAGGUGACCCCCUACAUCAAGAAGCCCUCGCUGGUGUCAGACCUGCCGUGGGAGGGGGCUCCCCCGCAGUCACCCAGCCUGAGCAGCAGUGAGGACUCGGGCUCCCCCCAGCACCAGGGCCCCCGCGACCGCAAGGUGAUCCCACUCAAGAUGUGCUUUGCUGCCAGGAACCUCAGCAUGCCCGACCUGGAGAACAGGCUGAUCGAGCUGCACUCGCCGGACAGCAGGAACACGCUGAUCCUGCGCUGCAAGGACACAGCCACGGCCCACUCCUGGUUCACCGCGCUGCACGCCAACAUCACCGCGCUGCUGCCUCAGGUCCUGGCCGAGCUCAACGCCAUGCUGGGUGCCGGUGGGGCCAUGGCCGGCAGCCGGGAGGUGAAGCACAUUGCCUGGCUGGCCGAGCAGGCGCGUCUGGAUGGUGGGCGGCAGCAGUGGCGGCCGGUGCUGAUGGCGGUGACAGAGAAGGACCUGCUGCUGUAUGAUGCCGUGCCCUGGACCCGGGAUGCCUGGGCCUCCCCCUGCCACAGCUACCCGCUGGUGGCAACCAGGCUCGUCCACUCAGGCUCAGGCCACCGCUCGCCCACCCUGGGCUCGGAGCUGACCUUUGCCACGCGGACAGGCUCUCGCCAAGGCGUGGAGAUGCACGUGUUUCGUGUGGAGACCCACCGGGACCUCUCCUGCUGGACACGGGUCCUCGUCCAGGGCUGCCACGCUGCUGCCGAGCUCAUCAAGGAGGUGACAGUGGGCUGCACGCUAGCGGGGCAGGGGGUGCAGCUCUGCCUCCACUACGAGGACGGCUUCACCAUCAGCCGGGAGGAGCCAGGCGGCAGUGCCAUCCUCUUCCGCUACCCCUACGAGAGGCUGAAGAUGUCGGCGGAUGACGGCAUCAGGACCCUCUACCUGGACUUCGGAGGCCCCGAGGGGGAACUGGCACUGGACCUGCACUCCUGCCCCAAGCCCAUCGUCUUUGUCCUGCACACCUUCCUCUCGGCCAAAGUCACUCGCAUGGGGCUGCUGGCGUAGGUGGUCCCUGCCUGCCACCCCAUCACAAACCAGCCAGUGAAAGUGGAGGGACCCCCAGCCCUCCUGCCCCACCAGUGCCUUGCUGGGGCCGGGACUUGCCUCCCCGAGAGCCACCAGGGCUGUGGCAGGACGGCUGCCUGGGGGGAGCCCCUCCAGCUACAUGGCAGCACUCCCAGCCCCGCAGUGUCCCCCGGGCACAGACACCAGCUUUAAUCCCCCCGGGCCUGAAGCCAUCGCUGAUCUCACCGCCUGUGCCUUGGAGCGGGGCCAGCCCGCCGCCCCCCCCCACUUCCCGCCUGGGAGACUGGGGACUCCCUGGUGCUCCCUGCACUGUGCUGGGGGAGCCUCCCCUGCCUUGGGGCUCCCCCUGAGGGGUCACAUUGUCCCUGCAUGGGCUGGAGCCCCCAUUGCUGCAGCACGGGGUCCUCUUGCCCCACUUAGGCUGGGACACACACACUUGUCUUACUGGGGACACUCAGGGGUACAAAAGGGGUUGAUCCCCCCCCUCACUGCCAGCAGGGCAGGAUGUGGCAGUGACCCCCCAAACCUCCCAAAGCCAGAAAACUGAAGUUGAGUCUCUGCUAUGCUGGGCAGAGGGGCUGGGGCUGCCUGCGCCCAACUGGGGGGCCCCCCCCCAAAGCUAUGCUGACCCCAUGGCCCCCCCACACCCUGCAGCCUGGGCCCCCCUGUCUGGGAGCUGCUGUGCAGGUCCAGCCCCCGCUGCUGGGGGGUUGUAGGCCCCUGCAGGUUUGGGGCAGGAUGUGUAGACUGAUGCACUUUCGCUUUUUUUACUUUUCGUCUCCCUGGGGGGGCAGCUCCCUCACCCCGGGGUGCUGGGGGAGCCCUGGGUGUGGUGCAAGCAGGGCCCCCAGGGUCCCCCUCCCGGCUGAGACUCCGUUACCCUCAGCCGACUUCUGCUGCACGUCUUUCUGCUUCUCAGGGGCUGUGCUGGCCCGGGGCCAUGGGGUGCGGGGGGCGCCAGCCCCCAGCCUGGGGUUGGGACUUGCACACAAGCACUACAGGUCCCGGCCCCCCCGCCGCGGGCACCGCACGCUCCUUCUAUUUUUGUAUUCUUUGUAAAUCGCUAUUUAUAUCAGAUUGCCUUUU
Molecule: messenger RNA, 2706 nt
Organism: Columba livia (rock pigeon)
Lineage: Eukaryota; Metazoa; Chordata; Aves; Columbiformes; Columbidae
Gene: SNTB2
Product: syntrophin beta 2
Exons: 7
Coding region: 16-1599 (527 amino acids)
Cellular component (GO): synapse; intracellular anatomical structure; dystrophin-associated glycoprotein complex
Molecular function (GO): structural molecule activity; protein binding
Source: RefSeq, a predicted model, not a curated record